UUCAAUCACCAUGAUGUCAUAGAUAUCGGGAUUUGAAGGUAACACGUGUUAUUAAUGACACUGUCACCAUGAGUCAACUUUCAGUUGCAACAAACUUUAGCUGUUGUAGCAUUCCUGCAGAAAUCAUUUUAAAUCAGGACAAACCAUUCAUAGAUGAAAUAGAGACUGUUGACCAGCUGUAUUAUUCAAAACUUUACGCAUCAUCCGAUGAUACCGGUGCCUUCCGUGAUCUUUCAUCCGAUUCCAGCAGUGACGAGUUUAAUUAUGAGUCGGAUGAAUCUUCAGAUGGGAAUGAUAUUAUAUUUGUUUCAACCGAACCCAGUGAACAUGAUACAACUGAAUACAUAGCUCAGGCUAAAUUCCGCAAUGACACCUGUAACUGUAAACUAUAUAGUGGUGCACCAUGCAGUGUAAAUAUUGACUUGGAAUCAGCAUUUGAAUUCAGAGAACACUGUCACCAAUUAACACAUGAUGAACUUGAUAUCACAGUGAAGGCUGAGCUAUUUGCUCACCGUAGAUCUGGUGAUCAUACCCAGUCAAAGAAGCACAAGGUAAAAGAGAGGGAACGACCGUAUCAAGAGUUUUAUUUUCAUGGAGUCCGUGUUUGUAGAACUACAAUUUGUUUUAUACAUGAUAUCAGCAAGAACAAAUUACAGGCAAUUAGUAAGUCGCUGGAUACUCAUGGUUUGAUUCCACGAAAACAUGGCAAUUUUGGGAAAUCUCCACAUAAUGCACUGUCCGUAAAUGACAGGCAGCAUAUCAAGACAUUUUUGACUAAAUAUGCUAAAGACAAUGCUUUGCCUAUUCCUGGUAGACUACCAAAUUACAAGUCAGAAAAGGUGCUUCUUCUUCCCUCAGAUACAACUGCCUUGGACAUUUUUGAAAAGUAUGAUACCCUGGCUGUUGACAUGAAGUUUCGACAAGUAAGUCUGCGUACAUUUCGGAGAAUAUGGCAUGAUUUAUGUCCAUACAUUACAGUCAUGAAACCAUGUACAGACUUGUGCAACUUGUGUCAAAACUUUUCACAUAAAGUUUCUGUGACUGGUCCAGCAAAUGAUGAUGAGAAGAAACAAGUAUUGGAGGAGUAUAGCAACCAUGUCAACCAUGCUAAACAACAGAGAGAUGUAUACAGGCAGCAAUGUUCAGAAAGUAAAGAAAAGUUCAAAUUGCUGCCAGAAGAAAAGAAAAUAACAGGUAAUCCGCCCUGUUCAGUCGAUGGAGCUUUCCAUUACUCCUGGGAUUUUGCACAGCAAGUUCAUUUUCCCCAUCAUGCUCAGCAGGUUGGUCCCAUCUUCUUUAAGACCCCACGGAAGUGCAGUGUCUUCGGAAUCUGCUCAGAGGGUUCAGGAAAGCAACUUUUCUACUUUGUGGAUGAGGCUGAAAACUCUGGAAUUGGGAAGGGAGCUAACUCAGUUGUCAGCAUGGUCCAUCACUAUUUUCAGCAUCAUGGACAUGGAGAAAGGAUUGCAAACAUCCAUUUUGAUAACUGCAGUGGACAGAAUAAAAACAACAUUGUGUUGUGGUAUGCCCUUUGGAGAGUCUUAGUUGGUCUGCAUAUUGUCGUUCAAUACUCUAUGAUGAUUGCUGGUCACACAAAGUUUGAUCCUGACUGGCAUUUUGGUGUGUGGAAACUGCGCUGGAGAUCCAGUAAUGUUGAAACUCUAGAGGAAGUUGCCAAGACAGUUACACACUCAUCACGUAAUGGACAUAAUAUUCCACAGUUGGUGAAAGAUGAAGACAAACCCGUUAUAUUUAGAGACUGGAAGUCAUACUUAAAGCAGUACUUCAAGCCCCUGAAGAAUCUCACAAAAUAUCACCAUUUUCUUGUUGACGCUACUAAGCCUGGGACAGUGUUAUGCAAGGAACUAAAUGACUCUCCCACAGUGUCUGUCAACCUGCUGAAGAGAAAGGACUUCCUUCCAUCUCUGGAUGAUGAACCAGAAGAAAUGGUGUCAGCAGGACUGGAUCCAUCAAGACAGUGGUAUUUGUAUGACAACAUUAGGGAAUAUUGUAAGACAGAAAGCUCACAGAACAUUACAUGUCCUAAACCCACUGUACUGAAAUCAGAAGUGGACCUAGUACAAGAAAUUGACAAAGCACCAAGUCUUCCAUGCAAACGAAAAGGUUUACUGUUGAGAUGAUGUUGAUGAUUGCUUGCUUAGUAUAUACAUGUUCUUGAUGCAAGCAGCAUGUAUGUCUAAAACUUUGACAACCAAUUAAUGUUUUGUUAUUUAAUUGUUAGGAAUUGUUCAGUUUAUACUAGUGGCUGUUGAAUUAAUUCUUUGUUUAUGUUGACAGUUGAUGUAUCAGACAAUUAAAACAAGUCUUAUAGUGUACUACAC
Messenger RNA from Pecten maximus, 2342 nucleotides. RefSeq lists its product as uncharacterized. The record is from RefSeq and is a predicted model, not a curated record. The transcript is spliced from 4 exons. Lineage: Eukaryota; Metazoa; Mollusca; Bivalvia; Pectinida; Pectinidae. The coding region runs from base 69 to 2141 and encodes 690 amino acids.